Messenger RNA from Hordeum vulgare subsp. vulgare (domesticated barley), 449 nucleotides. Its product is annotated as subtilisin-like protease SBT3.17. The record is from RefSeq and is a predicted model, not a curated record. NCBI's taxonomy places the organism in Eukaryota, Viridiplantae, Streptophyta, Magnoliopsida, Poales, Poaceae. The coding region runs from base 1 to 420 and encodes 139 amino acids. The transcript has 3 exons.
AUGAAGAGCACCCAAACCCCGCUCCAUCGUCUUUGUAACCCUCUGCUCGCCCUCCUCUUCCUCGCAGCAACAGCAGCAGCAUCCCAGAUUGCCAUGGCGGCCGAGUCCGAGCAGGCGACCGCGGCGCAGGAGGCGGUCGUGCACAUCGUCUAUGUCGACUGCCUUGAGGACGCCGACCCCGAGGAGUUCCACAUCUGCACCCUCUCCCCCGUCCUUGGCAGCAAGGAGAAGGCUAUGGAUGAGGUGCUCUACCACUACAAUCACGCCGCCAACUGCUUCUCUGCGAAGCUCACUGCCGAGCAGGUCAAGAACCUCAAGAAGCAACCAGGUGUCCUUGAGGUUGUGCCGAGCCAGACUCUCCAGCUCCAUGGACAGGAGGGUGGACAUGCCAGCACAACGCUCACCAUGGGCCUUAUGUGAAAGCCUUAUGGUAUGGGAAUGAUGGUCAG